Molecule: messenger RNA, 1884 nt
Organism: Angiostrongylus costaricensis
Lineage: Eukaryota; Metazoa; Nematoda; Chromadorea; Rhabditida; Metastrongylidae
Source: the annotation of a GenBank genome assembly
AUGUUUGCCAUGAAAUGCAGAAUUAGUUGUGGCACGAUUUUCAGACGGCUUCUGUUAAACUUCUCGCAACACUCUUUUACGUCAGCCAACGACCAGUCACAGAGUCAAAGCCCUCCAUCAGCGACGGAUCGUGAUAAAGUCAGCAACGACCCAAAUGUUUCCAAGAUCAGUAAAACGGCCAUAACAGGAAUCAGUGGAAGCGGCAGUAACGUUUUUUCCAGCACCACCUCAGACAAUCAAGCGCACCAGCAACACCAUGCUUUAGUGGUUCCGAAUACGGAAAACAACCGUGAGUUGACGACCACGAGUCAGCCCAUUGCAGUCGGGCCGGCCGUCGGCCAACUCUCGCACUUGUUUUUGACGAAAGAUAUUUCAGCAUCCUUCUGCCGCCCACCCGGAUUAGGUCCUGCAGCGUUUUGCACUCCCGCCACGGGCCAAAGCGCUGCGCUUGUUUGUCCAAUUUGCGGGUUUUCAUGUAACUCGAAAUUUCACUAUAACAGUCAUAUGAACACUCAUGGUGAUCAUCAGUGCAGUAUGUGUGAUUACACUAGUCGCACCGAAGGAAGGCUAAAAAAACACAUGCGUGAAUCACACACGGUCGAGGAGCAACUAGCCGUUGGAUUAGAUGUUAAGCCAGGGACACCAGUGCCUGCGUCAAGUGGGACGGCUUCGUUGGUGACGACGACUUCACAAGGAUCAUCACUAGCCGAGAUUUCGAACUUGUCAACGACUAUGGCUUCCUUAGUUGACGUUGCAAACAUGGCAGCAGCGGCUGUGGGCGCAAAGCAAGAGCAGCGAAGUGCGUCGGUGUCAGCGUUGUCCAUGGAGAGUCUUGUAAAUACGAGCAGUUUUCUAAGCACUAUCGCCUCAACAGCACUCCCAUCAGCUUUGGAUCAGAUUCGUGCUUUCGCUGAGAAUUCGGCUCUCCUUCCAGAUUCCGGUACCACGUUAGUAAAUGCCUUUGGAGCAAUGUCGCAAGAGGUUCUUGAUGAUUUCGACAAAUCAUCCGCGAAGUUCAACAAUUCGGAACCGCGACGAAAUAGUAACGGCAAGAUGAAGCAGUACAAAUGCAAACAAUGUCCACAUAUUUCAUUCUCGAAGGACGAUCAGUGGGCACAUGCUCGCACUCAUAUACCAGUUGACAAGCAAAUGAAUUGCCCUACAUGUAAUUUUGUCACAGAAUACAAACACCACCUGGAAUAUCACAUUCGGAAUCACAUCGGUAGCAAGCCAUUCCAAUGUAAAAAGUGUAGCUACACGUGUGUGAAUAAAUCGAUGCUCAACUCUCAUAUGAAAAGUCAUACAAACGUCUAUCAAUUUCGUUGCAUGGACUGCACUUAUGCGACAAAGUACUGUCAUAGUCUCAAGCUGCAUUUGAAAAAAUACGAUCAUCGUCGUGUGCCGGAUGGUAUGGAGAUCGGUGACACAUCACCGACUCAAGUCAAACAAGAAGCGCUUGCGUCGUACCCAAGUUUUGGACUAAAUAUUAAACUUGAUUCACCAUCACCGGCUACAACCUUGGCGCAAACUCUCGGACUCACACCAAUAGUCACCAGUCAGAGUCUGAACUAUGCGAGCCAGAUGCUGCUUAGACAACAUCAGGUUAGCCUUCCGACGCUACCACAGUCGCUGUCGUGUGCCGUGUGUGACUUCCAAACGACGUCUCAAGAAGAGAUGAUGAGACAUAAUGUUAACCAUUUUCUCAGCCAAUCUACUCAGAGUCCUAUUGUUAGUCUCUACCAGUCACUACCACAAGUAACUCUUUAUCAUAUUCACAUGGGAUAUCAUGGUUACGAGCAUGUCUUCAAGUGCAACAGAUGCGGACAUAUCGCACCGGAUUCGCUCAAUUUCAACCUUCAUCUGCUACAAGCCUCGCAUGAGUAG